This is a messenger RNA of Patiria miniata (bat star), 6487 nucleotides long. RefSeq lists its product as uncharacterized. The transcript has 13 exons. Gene Ontology annotation, molecular function: nucleic acid binding; protein binding. Bases 301 to 4116 code for a protein of 1271 amino acids. Lineage: Eukaryota; Metazoa; Echinodermata; Asteroidea; Valvatida; Asterinidae. The record is from RefSeq and is a predicted model, not a curated record.
AUGACAAAGCGCCACCAAUGGCACGGAAUUGUCCAGUUGAUCAAUAUGGCGGCUUUCUUUGCAGAAGAAAAUGACAACUUCUCAAGCAGAAUACGGAUGACCCCCGGGAAAACAACGCAUACAGCCCAACUAUUCUGAUCUGGAACGUGGAAGUAAACCGGUGGCUGUGAACAGUGAACCAGACAACAGUCAACAGUCGUCUGCAGAUUUCACUCAAGUCGAAGUCACUUUACUUUUCUUUCGAAAUAUAGGCCUAGGCCUACUUGGAAUCUACCUUCGCCCUGAACAUUAUAGUAAAGGAUGGAUACCAAGACCACAGAAGACGUUGAGGAUCAGACAGAGGAGGUGCCGUCGACAACCAACGAUUUGGAUGCAUUGAGGUCAAAAGUCAAAGGUCUGAACCAGGAGCUGGCAGCGACGAAUGACAAACUUACUGCUGCCCAGACGGAAUUGGAGAAGAGCGAGACGUUGCGAACAGAAGCUGAAAGAUGCACCGUGGAGCUACGCAAGAAGGUUGAAACGUUAAGCGGAGAACUGGACGACUUGCGCAAAACCAGGAAUAAAUCUGUCGCCGAAGUUGCCUGCCAGGUAGACAUGGUGGCUAAAGUUGCGUCAUCAAAAGGGGGCGCUACAGCAGGAAGCGCUGGCCCAUCUGAUUGGGUCACGGAAGUCGGGACAUCAAAUCCGAGCACCUCACAGUCUAUCGCGGACAGUGUGCGAGCCGUAGCUGAAGCCACUGCCACCAGGACAGGCUUUGUCCUAGACCAGACCAGUGGCAUGUACUACGACUGCAACUCCGGCUACUACUAUGACCAGGUGAAUAAGCUGUAUUAUGAUCCCAACAACGGCAUGUACUACUACUUUGAUGAGGUAACCGGUUCCUACCAGUUCCACUCACAGGUGGAUCUCCCGCCCUCCGCCCGGCCUGGCCAGGUGCAUCAUGGGAGGGGGAGAGGCAGAGCCUGGGGUAAACGGAAAGACAGGAGGCACGGAGAGGCACCUGAAAAUGUCGAUGAAAGGAGGAGGGACACCCUUGAAGACAUGGAUUGUCAGAUCAUUGAGAUAGGGCAGGAUACUAGACACGAGCACAAACGGCGCAGGCGAGACAUCAGCAGGGACAGACUUCGCAGCUCUUCCGAGAGAGAUGGCGAUGUCGUUCCAGGGAGAGCUCAUCGCGAGAGGCGACGCAGAAGAGAACGCCGCAUCCACAGUUACGAGGGCAUCGGUGCUCAGGUUGAGGUGGUUACCAAUGAACACGCCCAGCAACUUGAGGAGAGGAUGCGGUCACGUGAACGGAGACGAAAACGACGUCAAGAGAGUGGAUCUAAGAGGAGGAAAGAGAAGUCCCUUGAUGGAAAUAGAAAAGACGAGAACUACGACCGCAGGAAUGUCCAGGGACAAGAAGAUGGCGAACCGAUGGAUGGGAUGUCAGAUGGAGAGAUUAGAGCUGACGAAGGGACGCAGUUAGAUGGUCUUGAAGGGGGUGGCAGUCAAAGCCAAAAGAAUCACAAGACGGGGAAUGAUAACAGGAAUCAGUCGGCAGAGAAUGAGGCAGAUGAGAACAAUCAAGAUGAAGGAAAUGAAGGAAGAAAUGCUGCAGGGACGUCCGAGAAACCGAAAGAUAAAACUAGUCCAGAAACCAUCAGGGGCAGCUCUGAGAGCUCCACGGCAAAAGACGAUUCGCCGAGCGGAGAGGAAGGGAAGAACGACGAGAGCAAAGGCGACGGUCAAAGGUCGCCAGAUGAGGUUGGAAGACACCGUCGGGUUAUUGUUCCUAACCCGGAUGCUGAGGCGCGGCAAGGUCAAACGGACGAGCAACCGAAUCCAGGGGAUUUGCAAGAGGGUUACUCUGACGGGGAAAUUGUGGAAGACGUCAUGAUCGUGGAAGACGGACAGGAACUGAUCGUCCUGAGCUCGGACGAGAUGGAGGAAGGGGAGCUGUCUGAUAGCUUGUCGGAUAUUUCCUCCAGUGAGGGCAGUUCCCUCGAGUCUCCAAGUGCCUCGUCUGAGGAUUAUUUGGAAGAGAUAUCAGUGGAUUCAGAUAGCUCCGGUGGAUUGGAAGUGCUGAAGGUUGAUUACCCCCCGUGCAUCAGAAUGAUUGUGACCAAAUCAGACACUCUCAAGCCAGGAUCACUAUUCAUUAUCACAUGCGAGGGUGGUACCAUUGGCAGAGAGGGCAGCAGUCACGUCAUUUUGAUCCAGAGCGUGAAGGUCAGCAAGCGCCAUGCGCACAUCGUCUACAACGCAGAGGAAAGACGGUACACGAUCGUCGACCUUGGCAGUCAGAACGGGACGUUGCUUAACGGGAAGGCAAUAUCAGAGCAACGCGUUGUAAGUGAGCCCCACCCUCUAUCCCACCGCGACUACAUCACCAUUGGCGGCACUACACUGCGUCUGCACAUCCACCCUGGGGAUGAGACCUGCGAGGAAUGUGAACCGGGCCAGGUGCAGGCCCUGAUAGCGAUGCAGCAGCUCAACCAGCUCUCGGCAGGAGCGACCUCUGGCAGCAAGCACGACAAGGAACAGCAGCGUCGCAAGGAACUACGCCACCUCAAGAAGAAAUUCAACCUUGCGAAGGAGGACUACACCAACCAGCAAGAUCCUUCACUCACGAAUCCUGGCUAUGCAGACAGGGCGGGGGAACGGAGACGAACCAUGGGUAGCGACAACCCUUACCAGCCUGACGACCAGCCGGCAUCUGUAGAUAAGGCGAUUGGAUCGACAAACUUGGGCCACAAGUUGCUGUCCAAGAUGGGCUGGGCGGAGGGCCAGUCACUAGGCAAGGGUGACCGGGGGAUAAAGGAACCUAUUCAAGCAGUUGUCCACAGCAGGAGUGCAGGGCUUGGAGCUGGAACGGUUCAGACUAUGGACCAAGUACAGUACGCAAGACGAAGGAAGGACAAGUGGGACAAAGCUAGAGGGCGCUUUAACCUCAUUGACCCCCAGCAUCCAGGGGCCGCAAAUCUGGGCAAGAAGGGUCCGAGGUGGGUACAGGGAGACACAGAAAAACUGGACGCUAAUGGACGGCAGUGUGGGAAGUCGGAGGAUCAGAGCGGUGCGGGUGUUUUUGGCGUGGUUCAACUUCCAUUGGCUGGUAGAGGGAAGGGGAACGGGAGAGCUGGGACGUCGCAGGGGAUCACAGACAUAUGGGACGAAUCGAUGGAUGCUUCAAACUCAAAGCAUCUUGGAAAAUCGGGACAGACAUCCUCCCAGGGUUCAUCAAAGGAUACGGGGGAGACUGUGGAAAGUAGGGGCCGCACAGCUGCAAAAGAUGCGAGGAAAAAGCAGCAUGACACUCCCGAGGAGUUUGAAAGGCUACUUCUUGGCGAGAAAGCUGACGACAAGACCUCUGAAGGAACAACUGAACCUUCGGAUGCACUCCCAAGAGCGGAGGGCGGUUCAAACGACGUCCAUUCAGGCAGUGGAAGUAAAUCGGGAAGAGGAAGAACAAGACACAGCUCCACACCGGCAUCGAAUGUGGAUGGAGGGAACAAUACCGGACAAACUGCAAAAGCAGAUUCCAGCAGUGUCGAUGACAUGGAAUCCACAGCGAAACCAUUUUCAGAUGCUAACUCCCCAUUAACGACCACCGUGGACAGUACUGAGCAGACGUCCGCAGUAGCUUCUGAGCACCCAGCCCUUCCUGAAACCAACGCUGACGAGGAGCAAAGUGCAAAGAGGCCUGAAAACCUGAACAGACCUGAUGGAAGCACAUCCCCACCGCCCUCACAAACACCCGACAGAAAUCAAGAAGCAGCUGCAAACAAGAUGGAAAAAGAAAAAGGAGGAUCGCCAAAACUUGCAGACCAGCUGAACUUGGAAGGAGCUGACCCUGGCAAGCCUGCAGAGGCUGCUGGAAGUUCGUCUGAUAAAGGAAAGACGAUCCAGCUGAAAUGGAACAAAGGCGGAAAGGAGAAACUGGCGACAAAUUUAGUGGCGUUUGAGGAGAGCGAAUCGGAAGGGGAAGGUGGGGAAAGUGCUGCAAAUGACAGCAAGAGCAUCCAGCAGGAACAAGCCAGACCACCACAACGGAAGGGGGAUAGAGGGACGAGGAGGCGGCGAGGAUCUGGCAGGCCCAGUAGGUGGUCUGGCUCCAGGAACUCUUCAGGCAAAUGAUGCCUUUGAAAUAACAAACUGCUAAAAGUUAAAAACUUUGAUUGAUUUUAAAGCUUUCAGAGUAGAGUAAUCACAACAGUUGGUGUUAAACACCUGAAAGGAAUACAAUAUGAGUGCCACUGUAUAGUGCAGCACAGAGAGGUUGCCAGAGAGACGCCAUAUUUGAAUUGAAUUAUAUAAAGUAACAAAACACAAAGUGUAUUUGGGUCAUUCAAUUAGUUUGAUGUCCAUUUUUUUUCCUGUCCCUGUUACAUGUAACAUCUACGAUUUGUGUAAUUCUGAAUGUAGUCAUCAUCCAAGAGUGGAUAUGAAAAGCAAAGUACAUACACAUGUACCUAAUCCCAACAAAUAAAUUGUUAAGCAACUAUAAAAGUACAUGUAUCAAGGUAGCAAGGACAGGAAAAAUGUCACACUAUGGACCCUAACUUUAUAGAAUGACCCAUUUGUUUUGCACAAGGGCAUAGUAGUUUUUACAGGGUUUUGUCAGGGUGCAUGUGAUUUUAAUACAAAAAUAUAAAAUGUUACCAUGUCUCAUUGAACAUACAUUUAUGAAAGCUACAAGGUACAUUUGCUUUUGGUGUUAUUUUCAGAUAUGGAUGGAUUUAGGGGUUAGCAUUUGUAUAGAAAGUAUCUUUCCACUGAGCUGUUUAAAAUUUGUGUUCUGCAGAAAAAAACACCACUGUUCUUGUCUUGUUCCCUGACCCGGUGCUCCAGACAAAAUGGAACAAUCUAUACACUCGGGGUAUUGUCGGGCCAGGGAACCAGACUAGCUGGCUUGCACCCGUUCACAGAUACAUGUAUGUAACCGAUUGUAAACAAAAUGUGGAUUAACUGGAUUGGUCAAUUAGGGCCAGUAUUUGAAAAGCCAUUUUUUUCCCCCCAACGAUGCCAACCAAAUUGAUACAAAUAUUCCCACUUUUCUCGAAAAUGACAGCACACCAGGUGCAGUGAUUUCUUAAGAUGCUUGAGACUAUUAUUCACUUACAGUCAAGUAAGGUAUUUCAUAAUAAUUUGUCAGUUUAAUUGUGGAAUGUUUGCCAAUGUACAUUACCUUUAAGUGACAGCUGGUAUGUUUUGUACAAAGACCUAGCCCGACUACCCAGAAUGCUGGCAACUUUGCUGUGAAGAGCGACUGCAAUAUUCCUUGCUCCUGUUUAAAAUUAAAGACCAGCUAACUUUAAAAGUUUUGUGAAGUUUGGCAUUGCACUGUAAGAUACAAAGAUUUGUUGUUUGGAAUCAUUGGAAAUUCAUAUCUUUGUGAAAACUACGCUUCUAGUUCCACACUAUUGCACUUGACCUACGCAAACCUACAAAAUGCCAGUGCAUAAGUGUUGCACGCGUUGAUUAUGGACUAUUUGGAACACAUCUUGAGAUUUUUUAAGAAGAAUUUUGUUUUUUUAAAGUAAAGAGUAACACAAGGGCAAGCAUGGUUCGUAUUUGUACGAACUUUAUUUACACACCGUAUGUACACAAAUUAAUGACGAUGAUAAUAAUAAUAAUUAUGAUAAUACACAUGAAAGAAUUUCUUUAAAUUGAAACAAUACUGCAUCUUUUUCCCCUAUAAAGCAACCAACAACAGAUACAUGUACAUCAAAUUUGUCAUUUUCAUAUUUACCAUAGACUUAUUCAUCUCUCGCCGACGGCCGCCCCCCCCCCCCAAAAAAAACCCCAGGUUCUUUAAAUACAUGAAAUCUACGCCCAACUUUCCCUACUAAUUACUACAUGUAGUUCAAGAAACAUGAAAUGUGUAACUUACAUCUGUGGGCUGAGGAAAUGUCUACAAAUGCAUAGUUAUGGUCAACACAAUACUUUGUAAACCAAACCCUUUCCCAAAGACACCAUUAAAAUGUGAGUACGCCCUCUAUUGACAGGUUACAGACAGGUGAACAAUGCAUCAGUGUUUUUGUAUCUCUUUAAGUUACUUAGCAAGAGCUUGCCAUAUUCAUGUACAUAUAGCAACUAUGCCUUCAGUUUAGAGAAUUCAACGCUAAAAAAGUCAACUAAAAAAGUGUAAGGUUACAAGCUAACGGCUUACGUCACGACACCAUUUUACACAGCCAACGCAUUUAGACCUGGUUAAAUUUAGCAAGGUACACAUCCACAAAAUUUCUAAUUCUAAUAAAUAAAUUACAUCAGCAGCAAUUCUACUCACUGUGUUGGACAGUCAUAUUGCUUUGGAAGUAAAAUUUGCAUGUUUUCCUCUUAUUUUAAAGUGGUACACAUGUUAAUAGGAGUCCCGACAAUUACCCAAACAAAAAUACAUGUACUUUUACUUUUAACACUAGCCGAUUAAAUUACAUUUUUGUUGCAACUUCUUUUCCUGAAAUUACAGAGAUUAGAUCUGUCCUACCAAUCUGACCAACCAUUCGGG